CGCGUACGACGCUCCUCGUACAGACAACCGCGCAGCGUUCAAACGAGAACUAGCGAUCGCGGAUAAAACAUGACGUCGGACAUCAACGAGUGGUACCGAGGCCGCAAGGUCCUGGUGACGGGAGCCUCCGGCCUCAUGGGCAAGGUGCUGAUAGAGAAGCUGCUCUACUCCGUGCCUGACGUGGGCUGCGUGUACGCACUGGUGCGAAGCAAGCGCGGCAAGACGCCCGAGUCGCGGAUCGAAGACAUGUGGAAACUACCCUUAUUCUCAAGGCUAAGAGAAGAGAAACCACAUGUGAUGAAGAAACUGAUUCCCGUGACGGGAGACAUCAGCUACGAUAACCUCGGGAUCGAAGAUCAGAUGCUGAACAAACUUUAUAACGAGGUAUCAGUAGUAUUCCACUUCGCGGCCAGCCUGCGUCUCGAGGCACCGCUGAAGGAAGGGCUGGAAAUGAACACGAGGGGUACUCUGCGUGUCAUCGAGAUGGCCAGGAAAAUGAAGAACCUGGCGGCUUUUGUGCAUCUCUCAACUGCAUUCUGUUAUCCUGAUUACGAGAGAAUGGCUGAAAAGGUUCACGACCCACCCCACAACCCCCACGAAGUCCUGCGCGCCGCGCAAUGGCUGACCGACGACCAGCUGAACCUCUUAGCCCCUUCCAUCAUGAACAUGCAUCCCAACUCGUACCUGUACUCCAAGCGGCUGGCCGAGGCGUUGGUCAGGGAGGCUCAUCCGGAACUACCGGCGUGUGUAGUUCGACCCAGUAUAGUGACCCCCUCAUACAAGGACCCGAUGCCAGGCUGGGUGGACAACCUCAACGGGCCCAUCGGGCUCAUGGUGGGCGCUGGAAAGGGCGUGAUCCGCUCCAUGCACUGCUACGGCCAUUACCACUGCGAGGUCAUUCCCGUGGACAUCGCGAUCAACGCCAUCAUCGUGAUCGCGUACAAGAUCGGCACGCAGACGGAACGGUCUCCAGAGCUCCCCGUCUACAACAUAACAACAGGCGACGACAGAGACACCACCUGGAAGCAAGUGCUGGACAACGGCAAGGCGACCAUCCGGAAGUACCCCUUCGAGGGCCCGCUGUGGUACCCCGAUGGGAACAUUCGGCACAACAAGUUCAUACAUAGCCUGUGUGUGUUCUUUUACCAUCUUGUGCCGGCUUAUUUGAUUGAUUUCCUGAUGCUGAUCUUUGGACAGAAACGAUUCAUGGUUAGAAUCCAAAACAGAAUAUCCGUCGGACUCGAAGUACUGCAGUAUUUCACAACCAGGGAAUGGUGGUUCGACACGUACAACUUCAAGGCCCUACCAAAGUCCCUGAACGCUGAGGACUUCAAACUGUUCCCUAUGGACCUGACCAUUAUUAAAGACGAGCCGUAUAUUGAGAGUUGUAUGAUUGGCGGGAAAUUGUACUGCUUGAAGGAGAAAAUGGAAAAUCUGCCCAAAGCGAGACUGCAGAAUAACAUUCUAUGGGUGUUAGACAAGCUGGUGUCCGUGUUCCUCUACUUGCUGGUCGUGUACUGGAUCGCGUCCUACUUCGAACCGGCGCGGGACCUACUGUCCUAUGUCCCGCUGGUGCGGUAUCUGCCGCUCGUCGGGAAAGUCGUAUUUCCUCAGUAGAUAUUAAGACGAAAACUAAGCCCCAUUUUCCUCUUUGGAUAUUA
Messenger RNA from Cydia amplana, 1661 nucleotides. Its product is annotated as putative fatty acyl-CoA reductase CG5065. Gene Ontology annotation, molecular function: alcohol-forming very long-chain fatty acyl-CoA reductase (NADP+) activity. The transcript has 9 exons. Lineage: Eukaryota; Metazoa; Arthropoda; Insecta; Lepidoptera; Tortricidae. The record is from RefSeq and is a predicted model, not a curated record. Bases 70 to 1617 code for a protein of 515 amino acids. Gene Ontology annotation, biological process: long-chain fatty-acyl-CoA metabolic process. Gene Ontology annotation, cellular component: peroxisome.